AUGGAAAAGUUUUUUGAUGCGAAAAAUUGCUCAUCACAAACUAGGUUGGCAUAUUCCGAGUAUCAGCUGUUUGGAGAAGCAAUACACUGGUGGGACAACAUGAAGCUAGUAUUACAGGAAGGUGGUGAGAUUAUUACCUGGGAAGUUUUUAAGAAUAAGUUUUACGCUGAGUACUUUCCGGAAAGUGUAAGAUAUGCAAAAGAGGUGGAGUUCUUGCAGCUCGUGCAAGGUAACAAGUCGGUGGUUGAGUAUGCAGACAAGUUCAAACAGUUGGGACGUUUCUACACCCAACCAGCAAAUGAAGAAUGGAGGGGUAGGAAAUUUAAAAAUGGAUUGAGAGCAGACAUACAACUAGCCGUGAACCCUUUAGCUAUUAAAGAGUUUUAUGCUUUAAUUGAACAUGCCAAAGUUGCGGAAAGGUUAACGAGUGAGAUUGAAGUUCAGCAGAAGUCACAAAGGGUGGGAGGACCAUCUGGGGCACGAGUUGGACAACAUGUAAGGAAUCGACCUUAUGACAGACCACAUCCUCAUAGGAAUUCUCAUCAGCAACAACAUCAAGAGAGAAUAAUCCGAUGUUUCGUCUGCGGAGGACCUCAUCUGAAGAGCGUCUGUCCACAAGUUAAUCUGCGGAACAAAUGUUUUAUUUAUGGAGCAGAAGGACAUUUUGCUAGAGAUUGUCCCUCUAACAGAAGAGAAACAACUCAACCUCAACAACCGCCUCAACAGGGAAGGACAAGCCACAAGCGACUGGAAGAGUCUAUGCUUUAA
Messenger RNA from Vigna angularis (adzuki bean), 768 nucleotides. RefSeq lists its product as uncharacterized. The record is from RefSeq and is a predicted model, not a curated record. NCBI's taxonomy places the organism in Eukaryota, Viridiplantae, Streptophyta, Magnoliopsida, Fabales, Fabaceae. Gene Ontology annotation, molecular function: zinc ion binding; nucleic acid binding. The coding region runs from base 1 to 768 and encodes 255 amino acids. The transcript has a single exon.